UUGGUACCCUUGCUUAGUUAAUUGGGCAACGCAGAACUACACUACCCAGAGGGCCUUUUCGCGGCAUCCCGUUUUUUUUUCGCUUUCCAGACUACACUUCCCACCAUGCUUAUCGGGGCAACACAAAAGGCCGCAAGAAUUUGGACGGAAAGUGACUCCGAGAUGGGCAUCGGCGCUCCGGCGCUGCGGCUUAAAGCCGCCUCGGGAUUGAAAGUCUGCUAAAGCGGCGCGCCUCGCUUGGGCAUGGAGCCCGGUGAAGACUGGAUCAAGAGAGAAGGUAAUGAAGGGUCUCGCCAGUCCCCGAGGGAUGCCCUUCUGGUUGAUGUGGAACAGCCAACAAAAAAAUUAUCUGAGCAAAGUGAAGAUUUCCUGGAAUCUAAACCACUGAAAACUCUGAAGAAGGAUCUGGACAUGCAUCAGAAUCCUUUCACAGAAGACAUUUGUUUUGACUAUGAGAACAGCCCUCGGAAGAUAUAUCCAAAUGACCGGCUGUUUAAGUGUGACGUGUGCGAGAAAAGCUUCCGCCACAGUUCCAGCCUGUUAACCCACCGAAGGCUGCAUACUGGGGAGAAACCAUAUAAGUGCACUGACUGCGGGAAGAGCUUCAACACCAGCUCAGCGCUGAUUGUGCACCGCCGGACCCACACCGGAGAGAAGUCCUACAUCUGCUCAGACUGUGGGAGGUGUUUCAGCGAAGGUUCAGUGCUCAUCAAGCACUGGCGGAUCCAUACCGGGGAGAAGCCAUACAAAUGUGCCAUUUGCGGAAGGGGCUUCCGGCAGAGCUCCCAGCUGCGGGCCCACGAGCGGACUCACACGGGGGAAAAACCUUACGAGUGCCAGGACUGUGGGAAAUGCUUCAGCACCAGCUCUAACCUCUCGGCCCAUCAGCGGACCCACACGGGGGAAAAACCAUACAUCUGUCCUGAGUGCGAUCGACGGUUUGGUCACAAGUCGCAUCUCGUCUCCCAUCAGAAGACGCACACCGAGAAGCUGCACGCUUGCUCUGACUGCCCAGCAACCUUCCGCAUGCUCCAUCAGCUUCUGGUCCAUCGCAAGUCCCACCAGGAAGAGAGGCGGUACAAAUGCCUCCUGUGUGGGAAGACUUUUAGCUACAGCUCAGCCCUCUUGGCACAUCAGAGGAUGCACACCGGGGACCGGCCAUUCAACUGCCUGGAGUGUGGGAGGAGUUUUGUCCGGAAUUCAGACUUGAACAAACACCAGAGGAUCCACACAGGGGAGAAACCCUAUGAGUGUCCAGAGUGUGGGAAGAGAUUUAACCAAAGCUCCCACCUGGUUAGCCAUCGGAGAGUCCACAUGAAAAGCGCUGCAAAGAAUCCUGACACAGAUGUCCCUGCUCCAAGGGGACAACAAAUAGUGUCUUCCCGAUGAACUCUUUUGCAAUAUUUCUUUGUUGAAAAUCUACAUCAGAGGUCUCCAAACUUGGCAACUUUAAGACUUGUGGACUUCAAAUCCCAGAAUUCCCCAGCCAGUAUGGAGAAUUCUGGGAGUUGAAGUCCACAAGUCUUAAAAGUUGUCAAGUUUGGAGACUCCUGGUCUACAUUAUGAAGGCUGCGAUUUUGUGCUUCUUACAGGAGAGUAAAAUCUCAUCCCAUCCUUUGGGACUUCAUUGAUUACAGGUAAUAAACCUGUAAGACUGUUGCAGGUUUUUACGCCACGCAUGAAAACAAAAGAAAAUUCCGCUCCAAGAGAUUUCAAAUGAUUCAUUAAAUGACAAUAGGUUACAUGGCCAGGAUGUCUAAUGGAAGUUAAGGUAUACAUUAGUUGAUGUAAUUGGAGCUGUUUUUGUAGAAAGAGCAAAAACAGCUGCAAGACCAAGAUACUAUUAUCUGGCUAUUGUUUAGCCCUCUUCUGACUUCUAUUUGUCUUAUGAAGCACAUUUUUAAGCUUAUUGCAACAAUGAGAAUUUAUAAACUUGUGAUAUUGUUGCUGUUUAAUCAAGUUAUAUUCUUGAGCUGCUAAAAUCUACAGGUGAAGCUAAAGUUUAAAGACAACAUACUUUCCUUGAAGUGGGAAAGAAGAGCUUUAAUUGUUUUUUGCCUACCAAAGGUACAGAGAAAUAAUUUGAACUGAUAUCCACCUAUUUUCUAUAGAUCACAUACAAAUGUACUAUCAGCUAUCUACUUUCAAAAGAAAUAGAACUCCAGCUGGCUUUUAAUAACAACAUUCCAUUUACCACAUUCCCCUCGUCUUAAUAAAACUUUAAAGCUGAAAAAUAGUCUUAAAGGAAAGUUAUUGUAUUUUUAACUAAAUGUAUGAGUGCCCUGAUUUUUGUUACUCCUUUAUCAAAUACAGUGGCUGAAUUCAUUGCUACUUACUUCUAUGAGAUGUAGUAAUUAUUACAGAAGUUGAUCAGUUAUGAAUAAUUCCCAUGAAUAAAUCCGGAUGGCUGCACUACAUUCUGGAUGGCUUACUUAAAAAUUGUGGCAUCUGAAUUUUCAUGUGUGAAACAUACAUAUCUCAAAGACCUCCAUGGCUUCAGUCAUCAAUUUUGCCUUUUGAACUUGUAAACCUCACCACCACUGUGGAAAUACAGGCUACAUGGGUUUAAAAUUGUAGACUUAUUCCAGGGUCCUAGUUUACUCAAAAGUUCUUGCCAUUUAGUCUUAAGUACUGGUUGACUUCAAUCUUUUUAUUAGAGUUCCAUAAUUAUUUUUGCUCUGUGACAACUGAGAGCUGUUUUGUUUCUUAAUCUUGACUUCAUUUUGCCAGCAGAAGUUUUUACUACAUACACUUCCAUGACUGCUUCUUGUUCUUGAUAAAGUAGAUAUCUGAAAUAAUGAGUAUAUGCUGCAAUAAAUAUGUUAGUCUUUAAACUGCAAAAGAUGGCUAGGCCCAAUUAAGUAUCCAUUGGAUCAGAGUUUUAGUUAAAUGGUGUUUUUCUUGACAAUAGUCAAGACUGGAGAGCCUUUACAAUGCAUUAAAAUAACCACACAUACAAGGAGAAUGCUGUUUUGAAUAUAUGUUUAUGAUUUUACCUCAUGGAUUAAAUUAUCUGUUGCAAAAUCCAAAACUUACUCUAUUGCACUGUAUUUUGCACUUAAGAUAGAUCAGCCUUUCUUACUCAUUACUUGAUGUAUGAAACCAGUGACGAUGCAUCUGAAUUUUUAUUGGUCUUAUAGAAGACCCUCUUUAGAAAGAGAUGUUGCAAUAUAUAAACUGCAGUACACAAUAUUUCUUCCCUUCCUCCUCCAUUUUCUGUUCCAUGUUUUUAGAUCAAGGCAAUACAAAAAUAGUCAUUCAAAUAAUAGUGAAUCAACACUGCAAAAUGAAGCACAAGUAGCUGUUUUGAAGCAAUUUGGUGUUAUUCACAGUAGUGACAUGGAUUUUUGUUUUAAAGUAAGUAUGUCUGUGUGCCAGAUUAGUUUACAAAAAAUGUUAAACUUUGCAACCAGAAAACUCCCAUCAGCUGUAUGGCAGUACAGCCCGAAUAUAUGCAUUGUGCAAUGGA
Messenger RNA from Pantherophis guttatus, 3469 nucleotides. RefSeq lists its product as uncharacterized. Lineage: Eukaryota; Metazoa; Chordata; Lepidosauria; Squamata; Colubridae. The record is from RefSeq and is a predicted model, not a curated record. Gene Ontology annotation, molecular function: DNA-binding transcription factor activity, RNA polymerase II-specific; RNA polymerase II cis-regulatory region sequence-specific DNA binding. Gene Ontology annotation, biological process: regulation of transcription by RNA polymerase II.